AUGCCAGCCCGCGCCCCUCCUCGCCGCCCGCCGCGGCUGGUGCUGCUCCGUUUGCUGUUGCUGCAUCUGCUGCUGCUCGCUCUGCGCGCCCGCUGCCUGAGCGCUGAGCCUGGUCAGGGCGCGCAGACCUGGGCUCGCUUCGCGCGCGCUCCUGCCCCAGAGGCCGCUGGCCUCCUCCACGACACCUUCCCCGACGGUUUCCUCUGGGCGGUAGGCAGCGCCGCCUACCAGACCGAGGGCGGCUGGCGACAGCACGGCAAAGGUGCGUCCAUCUGGGACACUUUCACCCAUCACUCUGGGGCGGCCCCGGCUGACUCCCGGAUCGUCGUGGCGCCGUCGGGUGCCCCGUCGCCUCCCCUGCCCUCCACUGGAGAUGUGGCCAGCGACAGUUACAACAACGUCUACCGCGACACAGAGGGGCUGCGCGAACUGGGGGUCACCCACUACCGCUUCUCCAUAUCGUGGGCGCGGGUGCUCCCCAAUGGCACCGCGGGCACCCCCAACCGCGAGGGGCUGCGCUACUACCGGCGGCUGCUGGAGCGGCUGCGGGAACUGGGCGUGCAGCCGGUGGUUACCCUGUACCAUUGGGACCUGCCACAGCGCCUGCAGGACACUUAUGGCGGCUGGGCCAAUCGCGCCCUGACCGACCAUUUCAGGGAUUAUGCCGAGCUCUGCUUCCGCCACUUCGGUGGCCAGGUCAAGUACUGGAUCACCAUUGACAACCCCUACGUGGUGGCCUGGCACGGGUACGCCACCGGGCGCCUGGCCCCGGGCGUGCGGGGCAGCUCCAGGCUCGGGUACCUGGUUGCCCACAACCUACUUUUGGCUCAUGCCAAAGUCUGGCAUCUCUACAACACCUCUUUCCGCCCCACACAGGGAGGCCGGGUGUCUCUCGCUUUAAGCUCCCAUUGGAUCAAUCCUCGAAGAAUGACCGACCAUAACAUCAGAGAAUGCCAAAAGUCUCUUGACUUUGUGCUGGGCUGGUUUGCCAAACCCAUAUUUAUCGAUGGCGACUACCCAGAGAGUAUGAAGAGCAACCUCUCGUCUCUUCUGCCUGAUUUUACUGAGUCUGAGAAGAGGCUCGUCAGAGGGACUGCUGACUUUUUUGCUCUCUCCUUCGGACCAACCUUGAGCUUUCAGCUAUUGGACCCGAACAUGAAGUUCCGCCAAUUGGAGUCUCCUAGCUUGAGGCAGCUUCUGUCUUGGAUAGAUCUGGAAUAUAACCACCCUCCAAUAUUUAUUGUGGAAAAUGGCUGGUUUGUCUCGGGGACCACCAAAAGGGAUGAUGCCAAAUACAUGUAUUAUCUCAAGAAGUUCAUAAUGGAAACCUUAAAAGCCAUCAGGCUGGAUGGGGUCGACGUCAUUGGGUACACCGCAUGGUCGCUCAUGGACGGUUUCGAGUGGCACAGGGGCUACAGCAUCCGGCGAGGACUCUUCUACGUUGACUUUCUGAGUCAGGACAAGGAGCUGUUGCCAAAGUCUUCGGCCUUGUUCUACCAAAAGCUGAUAGAGGACAAUGGCUUCCCUCCUUUACCUGAAAACCAGCCCCUUGAAGGGACAUUUCCCUGUGAUUUUGCUUGGGGAGUUGUUGACAACUACAUUCAAGUGGACACUACUCUCUCUCAGUUUACUGACCCGAAUGUCUAUCUGUGGGAUGUGCAUCACAGUAAGAGGCUUAUUAAAGUAGACGGGGUUGUAGCCAAGAAGAGAAAGCCUCACUGUGUUGAUUUCUCUGCCAUCCGGCCUCAGAUAACCUUACUUCGAGAAAUGCGGGUCACCCACUUUCGCUUCUCCCUGGACUGGGCCCUGAUCUUGCCUCUGGGUAACCAGACCCAAGUGAACCACACGGUUCUGCACUUCUACCGCUGCAUGAUCAGUGAGCUGGUGCAUGCCAACAUCACUCCAGUGGUGGCCCUGUGGCAACCAGCAGCACUGCACCAAGGCCUGCCACAUGCCCUUGCAAAACAUGGGGCCUGGGAGAACCCGCACACUGCCCUGGCGUUUGCAGACUACGCAAACCUGUGCUUUAAAGAGUUGGGUCACUGGGUCAAGCUCUGGAUCACCAUGAAUGAGCCAAACACACGUAACAUGACCUAUCGUGCCGGGCACCACCUCCUGAAAGCCCAUGCCUUGGCUUGGCACCUGUACGAUGAUAAGUUUAGGGCGGCUCAGAAAGGCAAAAUAUCCAUCGCCUUACAGGCUGACUGGAUAGAACCGGCCUGCCCUUUCUCUCAAAAUGACAAAGAAGUGGCCGAGAGAGUUUUGGAAUUUGAUAUAGGCUGGCUGGCAGAGCCUAUUUUCGGCUCUGGAGAUUAUCCGCGUGUGAUGAGGGACUGGCUGAAUCAAAAAAACAACUUUCUUUUGCCUUAUUUCACCGAAGAUGAGAAAAAGCUAAUCCAGGGUUCCUUUGACUUCCUGGCGGUGAGCCAUUACACCACCAUCCUGGUAGACUGGGAAAAGGAGGAUCCGAUGAAAUACAACGAUUACUUGGAGGUGCAGGAGAUGACUGACAUCACGUGGCUCAACUCUCCCAGUCAGGUGGCAGUAGUGCCCUGGGGGCUGCGCAAAGCGCUCAACUGGCUAAGGUUCAAGUACGGAGACCUCCCGAUGUAUGUGACAGCUAAUGGCAUCGAUGACGAUCCACACGCCGAGCAAGACUCACUGAGGAUCUAUUAUAUUAAGAAUUAUGUGAAUGAGGCUCUGAAAGACCUUGGAAUGAAUGCAGCGACCUUUCCCACAGGAAGAAGGAGGAGCUCUCAGUCAAAGUGUAAAGAAUGCCUCUUCAGAAUAUGCUGUCAAUGCUUGGAUGCCGUGAUGUUCAACUUUCUUAGCCGAUCCGACAGCACUUCAGUAUGACCACACUGGGAACCUGUCCUGGUGGCCGCCGAGAUCUACCGUGUGCUUCUGAACCUGCGAAGGCCCUCUUUGAGCUCUUAACACCAACCAUGCUACUGACUUCUGUAGAAAGGGCUAAUUACGUCUUCCCCUUCUACACCCAAUACCCUAAGUCUUACUGACUCCCGGGGGAAGCCUCUGUGUUACAGCUGAGCGGUCUUAUUGAUAAGCAGAUACCAGAUCAGGCAAGAUAAAUCCGUCAUAGCAGGCAUGGCUACCCUGGCUGGCACAGGGUCACAGCGCACAGCUCAUCACCCUGUUAUUCUCCAUCUUGCGAUGUGGUGUGGUUUUCCUCAUGAAUGAUCAGCUUUUGCUGUGGCAUUCUUUAUACAUCUGGACUUAUUAUUGAAAUCAAAUGCUAUAGGAUCAAUAGUUUAUUUUAUGCCUAUUUUUCUUGAUUGCAGAGUAAUAUAUAUUAAUUGUAAAAAAUUUAAGAAACAAAAAACUGUAUGUAUAGAAAAAAUUAUCUAUAAUAUAAUACAGAGAUGCUGCUGACAGUUCCUAUGUGUCGUAUUUUGUGUACUGAUAUCAUGUGAUAUGUAGGCAUAUAUCUUCUUUAUUCAUUUUUGUUGAAGUAAUUUUUCUGUCAUUAGUCUUCGAGAGCAAAACUUUAAUAGCUAUGGAGAAUAUUGCUGGAACAGCUCAAAACUGUUUUCUUUGUUGAGCCAAUUUCCCAUUAAUUAGUUCAAUAAUAAAUAUCAUUUAGAAAUAAUUUUCUUGCUGUAUCAUUUACUCUUCUUACUCUGGGAAUGUAAAAGAGAAGUACUUCUGUUUCUUGAGGAAGAAUUAUAAGCAAUCUUUGUGUGUUUUUACCUUCUACCAUAAUUAUGUGUCUGUGGAUUGGUAAUGAAUUUUUUUUUUAAUGGUAGGGUUGGUAGUUUGUGCUUAUAAUCUAGUACUUGGAAGGCUGAGACAGGAGGAUAACUGGGAAGUCAAGGCCAGCCUGGGCUAUAGACUCUGUUUUGUUUUGCUUUUUAAGUAACAAAACAAAGAGUAUUAUCACGUUAGCUAGGGUGACCAGAGCAAUAGGGUCAUUCAGAUGGUCACAGGAGCUGAGAGAGACGAGCGAACAACACAGACAAAAAGCCAAAGAGAACAGUACGAGAAUGGCAAAGUGCUAGGAACAGACAUCGGGAAGCCCACCAGCUCAAUGAGCAUCAUGGGAACUUCGUGUCCAGUAGAACUUCAGAGACCUCCAGCCAUUGGCUAGACGGAGGAGACGGGGCUUCUUGUGCCAGACUCGGGGACUGGGGUAGGCAUAGAGGGUCUAGGGGGCGGGGCUUUUGACUAGUGGGGUUGCCUUUGUUGUCUACUGUAACGUCUGAGUACGUUCAACUAGACAACUCAUAAAGAAUGGACGUUUAUUUAGGUCAAAGAUGUAGCCCAGACCUGUUGCUAUACAACCCGGUGAGGAUUAUCACACGGCAAGACAGAACAAGCUCGUCAGCACUCGCUUCCUUAUAGAGCCACCAUCUUCCUGACCCCAUCUAAUUCAAAUGAUCUCUAAAGACCAAAUCUCAUUAAUGUAUCUUUGGAGAUUAAGAGUUCAAUAUGUAAAUUCCCAGGGAGACCCUCAACACUGAGGGAAAGAUAAACCAAUCCACCUCUCCCUUCUACAGUUCCUCUAUACCUACAGAAUAACUCACAUCUAGUUCCUCCCAACAAGGCUAAACAGUUGGUGGAACGUAUCCUUUAAAGACCGAUACGUGGAUCGUUGCUUUUCUCAAUGCUGUGAUCAAAGACCUGACCAGAAACAACUUGAGGGUGGGGCGGGUUUACUCUGGCUUAAGAUUCAAGGAGAUAGAGUCCAUCAAAGCAAGUGAAAUGUGACAACUGCUUCAGUCAGGCAACAGAGAGAGGACAAGCAUAGGAUGAGGCUUUCCAAACUCAAGGCUUGCCCCUAGUAACUCACUUCAACCUCCUAACAGGAGCAAAACCUCUCAAAACCGUACCAUCAACGGGAGACCAAGAGGGAAGCUUUGGCAUCGAAACCACUACAUUCUUCUACCCAUGGUUCCCAUAGACUCAUGGCCAUCUCAUGGCACAAAGUAUAUUCAUUCUAAGUUCAAAAGUUCUUUAUUGUCCUUUUUUAUUUUCAGAUUUUAUUUCUAUUUUAUGUGUAAGUGUUUUGCCUGCAUGUAUGUCU
Messenger RNA from Mus pahari (shrew mouse), 5041 nucleotides. It is a transcript of the gene Kl, whose product is annotated as klotho. The record is from RefSeq and is a predicted model, not a curated record. Bases 1 to 2856 code for a protein of 951 amino acids. Gene Ontology annotation, molecular function: hydrolase activity, hydrolyzing O-glycosyl compounds. NCBI's taxonomy places the organism in Eukaryota, Metazoa, Chordata, Mammalia, Rodentia, Muridae. Gene Ontology annotation, biological process: carbohydrate metabolic process. The transcript is spliced from 5 exons.